Messenger RNA from Varanus komodoensis (Komodo dragon), 2268 nucleotides. It is a transcript of the gene SNAI1, whose product is annotated as snail family transcriptional repressor 1. The record is from RefSeq and is a predicted model, not a curated record. NCBI's taxonomy places the organism in Eukaryota, Metazoa, Chordata, Lepidosauria, Squamata, Varanidae. Gene Ontology annotation, molecular function: DNA-binding transcription factor activity, RNA polymerase II-specific; RNA polymerase II cis-regulatory region sequence-specific DNA binding. The transcript has 3 exons. The coding region runs from base 126 to 908 and encodes 260 amino acids. Gene Ontology annotation, biological process: regulation of DNA-templated transcription.
CGAGAGCGCAGCCCCGUGAGCGCGGACGUAGGCAGCCCGCAGCCUUGCACGCACAGCCGCGGUGUGCCGCGCGAGCCGCCCUCGCUCCACCGGCGCCGCGACGCCUCGCCCGCCUCCCCUGCAAGAUGCCCCGCUCGUUCCUCGUCAAGAAGCAUUUCUCGGCCAGCAAGAAGCCCAAUUACAGCGAACUGGAGAGCCAGACGGUGAUUGUCUCUCCAUUCCUCUAUGAGAAGUACCCCCUGCCCAUCAUCCCCCAGCCGGAUCUCCUGAGUACGGGCCACUACUACCCUCCACUUGUAUGGGAUUCGGGGCUUCUCUCAAAUUUCUUCACCUCUGAGCCGGAGUACAAGAAAAGCACCGCUUCUCCCCCAAGCCCUGACUCCAAACCUCUGGACCUGACCUCCCUGUCCAGUGAAGAGGAGGAUGGCAAGACGACCUCUGACCCUCCCAGUCCAGCUUCAUCAGCCACCGAAGCAGAGAAAUUCCACUGCAGCCAAUGCAACAAGUCCUACUCGACUUUUGCCGGCCUUUCCAAGCACAGACAAUUGCACUGUGACUCCCAGGCCAGGAAAUCUUUCAGCUGUAAAUACUGCGAGAAGGAAUACGUGAGCCUGGGAGCCCUCAAGAUGCACAUCCGAAGCCAUACCCUGCCUUGCGUGUGCAAGAUUUGUGGCAAAGCUUUCUCCAGGCCUUGGCUCCUGCAGGGCCACAUCAGAACACACACGGGUGAAAAACCAUUUUCUUGUACACACUGCAACAGGGCCUUUGCUGACCGUUCGAACCUCCGUGCUCACCUGCAGACCCAUUCAGAUGUCAAGAAGUACCAGUGCAAAACCUGCUCCCGGACUUUCUCCCGAAUGUCACUCCUCCAUAAGCAUGAAGAAACGGGCUGCACGGGGACCCGCUGAGAGUCCCCUAGCAAUGCCACAGACUCCUCCAUGCAAAUACGUGUAUUGUAAUCUAGUGUCCGUAGGAAGAUAGUUUCCAUUGAAUUGAACUGCCAGGACAGCAUGUACCAAACUGUUAUUUUCCAGCUGUUUUGGGCCUUAAAGCACCGUACAUAAUACUUCUUUCUUUCUCCUUGAGGCAGUUUUAAAAGCCUGAUCCUCUUUCCCUCUUCCCCUGGCAGUGGCAGACUGUUUCUUGAUUCAGGCAAGUGCAGGAUUACAUUCUUCCUUCCCUGGCUGGCAUACAGAAUGACACAUGUGAGCGGAUGUUUUAUUAUGACUCUCCCACUGAAAGCUCUGUCUGGGGCCUGUCUAGAGCAGCGUUCCAUCUCCCAGUGGCAGCCAGCCAGAUGCCGCCGGAAACUUGCAGGUGGAGCACACAAGGUGAUGGCUACCUCUUCCCUCCCCCUUUCUUCUAGCAUCUGGUACUUUUGAGUCAUACCGCCAGUGACUAUACAGAUUCUGCUUGGACUUUGGUGUUUAACAAUAGCCAUGGGAUACCCCUAGCCUCUGGAUUUUCCUUAAAAGCCAUCUAAGCUAGUGGCCAUCUCCAUUUUGAUUACUUUAAAAAGAUUUUUUACAAGUGUAAGAAAGUUCAGGACUGAACCUCGCACCUAGCUGGCCUGAAGGAUCGCAGUAUUUUUGUUAUGGGGUGGGGUGGGGUUUUUUUGUGUUGGGGGGAGAAUAAUAGAUUCACCAUAGCUGUUGACCCUGAACUAAUGCCUCUAAGCAAAAGACAAAAGCAAAGUGUUAAACCCCCUUUAACUCUUUCUUUCUAUGCACCCCACCCGUGGAAGGUGUGACUAUGCAGUAAUACAGUAUUGCAUUAGUUCGGAGGCAGCUGUUUCUCCCACCAGCACAAUGAUAAUUUGCAAUGCCUCAAAGAUUAACAAUGUCUACAGAAGGCAUUGGGAAGCCGUUUCAAACCGACUCCUGUUUACAGAGCAGCUAUGCACUCAAGCACCUGUUAAUAUGACUUCUUUUAACAACUGCUUUUUCAAAAGAACUGUGACUAAUAGCAAGCACUUGUCAGGCGAUACAAUAGCGGCCUGUGCAGAGAGAGCUGCCCAUUUGACAGGUGUGUGCCAAAAGAGCUCUUUAUGGUUAUUGACAGGUGCUGAAUGCAUCUUUCUUUUGUACAUUGUUUCCACAUCAUAAACAAAACAAAAAAGGAAAAAAGAAAAGGAAAAGGGUAUGUUUACAUUUCAAAGGUACACUGGUAUUUAUAUAUUUUUGUGCCACAAUUUUAUACUGAUUUUAAACAUUUAUAUAUAUAAUUAUAUGCGAUUUAUUGAUAUUCAAUAAAAUGGUUAAUUUAUAA